CGAGACAGUCGUGCUCUCAUAUGUUUUUUUGUAGCUUUAAUUAGCGAACUAGCGACGAUGAAGCAGAAGCCGUUAGCCCCUUCGCUCGCCCUAAACAGAAAGAAACGCUCAUAUUAUUAAAACAAAAAUCUUUUUGAACGAGAGAGAUGGCAUCGGGCGACAUCCAGGACUUCUACCGGCAAAGGAAGAAGGGCGCCGCCGCCUCUGCCGCCACCGCCAAAAAGAAAUCCGGAAAGCCCCGACGCGGCGGCGCCACCGUGGGAGCUGACGCGGCCCAGACCCCUUUCAUCGUCUCCCACGGAUCCCCCGAUCUCCAAGAUGAUUACGGGCCAGAGGAGGAGAAGCUCCGGCAGUUCGACAUGGACAUGAGGUACGGACCCUGCCUCGGCCUUACCCGCCUCCAGCGCUGGGAGCGCGCCUCCGCCAUGGGCCUCCACCCGCCGCCGGAAGUCGGCGAGCUCCUCCGCCAAAUGUGGCAGGACGAGCUCCGCCGCCGAUCGUCGGAGCCAAAGACUAAGCCUAACCCCGUGCUGGAGUGCCUCUGGGAGGGCCGAGUCUAGAAGAAGGAAAUCACCAAAUCCUUAUCCUACGACCAAGAAAAGGUACUCCUUUGAGCUUAGUUAUAGGAGAAAAAAAAAAAUGGUGGUGAAGCAGAGAGUUACAGCCUCCUUUCUUCUUCUUCCUUUUUUUUUUUGUGUGUAAAAAAAAAGGUUUUUGACUACUAUUAUGACGUUUCGUUGAUCUCAAAUGCUGAAAUUUAUGGUUUUUCCUAUAAU
Elaeis guineensis (African oil palm) is the source of this 776-nucleotide messenger RNA. RefSeq lists its product as uncharacterized. Gene Ontology annotation, cellular component: delta DNA polymerase complex. Gene Ontology annotation, molecular function: DNA-directed DNA polymerase activity. NCBI's taxonomy places the organism in Eukaryota, Viridiplantae, Streptophyta, Magnoliopsida, Arecales, Arecaceae. Gene Ontology annotation, biological process: DNA synthesis involved in DNA repair; DNA-templated DNA replication. The record is from RefSeq and is a predicted model, not a curated record.